AUGGACGCCAUUCAAGAGUUCCCUGCCGUGCUCGGCCCGUCCGUACCGGCCGCGAAGCCCAAGAUGCUGCCGCUGCGCUGGCCCGGCGCGCUCGCCGGACUCAAGCUCAGCAAUCCAAUUCCGCCAAACUACCGCAGCAAGGCCCGCAAGCUGCGUCUCCGCCUCAGUUUGAGCGGCAUUGGUAAGCCAAAUGCUGGCACCCAGAACCGUCCCGACGACAUCACCCGUCUCCAAACUUCCUUCGACCCGCGCGAGUCGAUUCGGUUGUUGCGCACAAGGACGUGGACCCUCUGGGACCUUCAGUACAUCGUGCUGGCCGGCUACAUCACCUUCUCCCUGGCCAUCCUGCCCUCUGCCCCGCUCAUCAAGAUGGGCGCUGUCGUGCUGGGCGCGCUGCUUCUUCUCAUGCCCAUCACUAGGCAAUUCUUUCUGCCAUCACUGCCAAUAUGGACUUAUCUUCUCUACUUCUUUGCGAGCCGAUUCAUCGCUCCCGAAUACCGCCCACACAUUUGGGUCAAGGUGCUGCCCGCUCUGGAGAAUGUCAUGUACGGGGCGAACCUCUCUAACAUCCUCUCGGCCCAUACUCACGCCGUGCUCGACAUUCUGGCUUGGAUCCCAUACGGCGUUGGCCACUUCGCGCUGCCCGCCAUUUGCAGCGGUUUCUUGUUCCUCUUCGCCGCCCCGGGCACUACUCCGGUCUUCGCCCGUGCCUUUGGCUACAUGUCCAUCGCCGGCGUUACCAUCCAAUUGAUUUUCCCCUGCACGCCGCCGUGGUACGAGAAGCUGCACGGCCUGGAGCCUGCCCACUACGGCAUGCCUGGCUCGCCAGCGGGGCUGCGCCGCGUUGACGAGCUGUUCGGCGUCGACAUGUACACCACCAGCUUCACCACCGCCCCCUUGCCCUUUGGCGCCUUCCCGUCGCUCCAUGCCGGCGAUGCCAUCCUGGAGGCCCUCUUCAUGCAGUACUGCUUCCCGCGCUUCAGACCCUUUUUCAUUUUCUACUCAGUCUGGAUCUGCUGGUCGACCAUGUACCUGAACCACCACUAUGCCAUUGACUUGGUCGGUGGCGGUAUCAUGGCCGCCAUCGCCUACUACAUAUCGCGCACUCGCUUCCUCCCGCGGCCCCAGCUCGACAAGACGACACGCUGGGAGUACGAGUACGUUGAGUAUGGCGAUCGCCCGCGCAUCUACGACGAGGAAUCGGCCGGCGCCUACUACGGCACUAACGCUGAUGGCAAUGCCUAUGGCAGCUACGGUCUUGGCCUGCUGACUCACCGCCGCCCUGGCAGCAGCGACAGCGAUGAAUGGACUCUUGGCAGCUCCUCCAGCUUCGACUCACUCAGCCGCGGAGAUACCCUCUGCGGCAGUUCGAGCAGCACUCCGGGCAUCCUGAGUCCUACUACGCCCAAUGAUGAUCACGUUGACGUGUGGAGUAAGGUGCGCAUCGGGGCUAAAGACACAGAUGCUACGGAAGUCUACGUCGCGCGGUGA
Molecule: messenger RNA, 1491 nt
Organism: Thermochaetoides thermophila DSM 1495
Lineage: Eukaryota; Fungi; Ascomycota; Sordariomycetes; Sordariales; Chaetomiaceae
Product: putative aureobasidin A resistance protein
Exons: 2
Coding region: 1-1491 (496 amino acids)
Biological process (GO): inositol phosphoceramide metabolic process; sphingolipid biosynthetic process
Cellular component (GO): inositol phosphoceramide synthase complex
Molecular function (GO): inositol phosphoceramide synthase activity
Source: RefSeq, a predicted model, not a curated record